GACUCGUCAUCCGUCCGCACUCUCUUUCCUCCCGGCCUCCUGCUGCUGACGCGCCCCACCCCGGCGGUCGCCGCUUGCUCGCUCCCUCACCCGCCGCCGCCUCGUCCGCAGGGCGUCCGUCCGCCGGCCAUGGCGACGGUGGAAGGGUACAAGACAGAGCCGCCUGGAUUAGGCCCAAGAACCGGGCGAUCUGCGGCGACCAUGGCGACCGACGACUUGGCCGGCGGCGGCAGGGAAGGGGAGCGGGAGGGGGCCCUCGGAUACAUCCUCUCGCUCCCGGCGGCGGCGCUGCCUUUGCCCGUCGCCGUCUCCUGCCUUGACGCCACCGUCCCGCGCAAGGCGCGCAGCCGCCCCCGCCUCCACGCCCAGCCGUGCUCCUGGUGGACCUUCGAGCUCCCCGUCCCCGCGCCGGAGGAGGCGAAGACCCCAGCCCCCACAGCGCCGGCGGCCACGAAUCCGACCGAGGAGGCGAGGCCUCCCCGUCCCCAGCGCUCGCGCCCGCCCGUGUGCCAGGCCCCGCCCCACGACCCCCAUACCCCCGCGCCAGCCAUGGAGAGGCCGGCCAAGAGGGCGAGGAGGUGCCUGCAGUGCGGAGCCAUCGAGACGCCGCAGUGGAGGUCGGGCCCGAUGGGGUCGGGCACGCUCUGCAACGCCUGCGGGGUCCGGCUCAAGGCGGCCGGGGCGCUGCGGGAGCAGGUGCACCGGCCCCCGCCGGCGACCGCGAGGACGGUCGCCGAGCCGCCGCCGGAGAGCCCGGUGGCAGACUCGUCGCCGGACGGCCCGAUCUGGGAGCCCGGGUCAGUUCCCGACGUGUACCUGCUGAGGAAGAAGCCGCCGAAGCGGGGCAGGUCUCCGCCUCCGAGGACGGAGCCCGCGUCGCCGCCGGCGCCGGCGGUGUUCCUGGUCAAGAAGAAGAAGAAGAAGGCGCCGAAGACGCCGAACAAGAAGCCGUGGCGGCCUCGGAAGUCGGCGAAGCGGUGCCUGCACUGCGGGUCGUCGUCGACGCCGCAGUGGCGGGAGGGCCCGAUGGGCCGCAGCACGCUGUGCAACGCGUGCGGCGUGCGGUACAGGCAGGGGCGGCUGCUGCCGGAGUACCGGCCGCUGGUGAGCCCCACCUUCGAGCCGUCGGAGCACGCCAACAGGCACAGCCAGGUGCUCCAGCUUCACCGACAGCGGAAGGGCCACCAGAAGAACCAGCAACCCCUGCCAACGGAGGAGCCGCGACCCGUGGACCACCCGACCGGCGCGCCACCGUGCAGCGGCGGCGGCGAUGACCCGAUGAACGUGCUCCUGCCCCGGCGAUGGCACAACAAGAACGAGUACCCGCCAACACCGCUGCACCAGCCUCUGCCGCAGCCGGCGGACAGCCUCGCCGGCGACCAACACGUUGGGGACGUCGACGAGCCGGCCCCAGGACGUGGCGGCAGCAAUAAUGACCCAAACGACGCGCCGAGCUCGCUGGACCCGUUGCUGCUCGAAGGGCCGUCGGCGCCGCUGAUCGUCGACGGAGACGAUCCCUUCGUCGACUAGCUAGCCUAUCCAACUAGAGAAAAUCAGCUGAGAUGAGAAUAGUAAUCUUCUUCGACCUUUUUUCCCGGUAACUUUUAUCGAUUUGGUUGAGUGUACCAGUUUGUCUCGGAAAAUUUUCGUGUAGGAUUUGAUCGUGGCAGGAUUUGCAGCAACGCUCCAGCCAAUUCUGAGAUAUACGUGAAUUAUAGGUCUUUUGAUUUUUUUCGCUCCAAGUUUGACCAUUCGUUUUAUUCAAAAAUUUGUGUAAAAUAUCAAA
Molecule: messenger RNA, 1786 nt
Organism: Panicum virgatum (switchgrass)
Lineage: Eukaryota; Viridiplantae; Streptophyta; Magnoliopsida; Poales; Poaceae
Product: suppressor of ferric uptake 1-like
Exons: 3
Coding region: 130-1530 (466 amino acids)
Biological process (GO): regulation of DNA-templated transcription
Molecular function (GO): sequence-specific DNA binding; zinc ion binding
Source: RefSeq, a predicted model, not a curated record